Messenger RNA from Pochonia chlamydosporia 170, 2112 nucleotides. RefSeq lists its product as hypothetical. Bases 1 to 2112 code for a protein of 703 amino acids. Gene Ontology annotation, cellular component: nucleus. Lineage: Eukaryota; Fungi; Ascomycota; Sordariomycetes; Hypocreales; Clavicipitaceae. The transcript is spliced from 2 exons. Gene Ontology annotation, biological process: mRNA processing. The record is from RefSeq and is a predicted model, not a curated record. Gene Ontology annotation, molecular function: RNA binding.
AUGUCGUACAAGCGCUCUCGGUCAACGUUUGAGGCGGACCUGCAUGCCCCGUAUGCCCUCUUCGGCACACCUCUCCCCGACGAGAACGACGCGCGCGACGAUGGCUCAUACCUUCCGUUGUGGAAGCAGGAUGUGAGGGAUGAAAAGGGUAGAAGGCGACUUCACGGCGCCUUCACGGGUGGUUGGAGUGCAGGUUAUUUCAACACCGUCGGCUCCAAGGAAGGAUGGACGCCGUCUACUUUUGUUUCCAGCCUCUCGAAUCGCCGAAAAGACGAUGCAGCGUCAGCUUCGAUACAGCAGCGAGCCGAGGAAUACAUGGAUGAGGAGGACUUGGCGGAUGCUGUUGAAGCGCAACAGCUGCAAACUUCGCAAGCUUUCGCGGGACUGGGAUCUUCUACCCAAGAUGAGAUGCGAACGGGUGGGCUCAUGGGACUAUUCAAAUCGUCUGGAGAUACCAGAGGACUACAGCUGCUGCGUAGAAUGGGCUGGAAAGAUGGCCAGGGAAUCGGACCAAAGAUUCGAAGGGGUGCAAGACUCGACGUGAAGAAUAACGCCGAAUCGAAUGACAAAAUGUAUCUGUUUGCUCCGGAUGAUGCUGAAAUGAUACAUUUUGUUCGUAAAACAGACCGAAUGGGACUGGGACAUCGGGGCGGUACGAAAUUGCAGAGUCUGGGAAAAGCAGCUGAUUCGGAUCACGAUGAUGACGAUGACGAUGACAUGCAAGGAAAGACUGGCAGAUUGUCCUUGUUUAGUGCAGCCAAGAAGAAAGAGAAAGGAGGUCGAGGUGCUUUCGGAGUCGGCGUGCUCAACGACACAGGAUCGGAUGAAGAAGACCCGUACGACAUGGGCCCGAAAAUUAGGUAUAAUCGCACCAUGGGCGGGGACAAGAAAAAGAAGAAGAAAGCCACGGCUGCGGUGAAUCCUUCUCUUAAGAAAGCACCUGUCUUUUUACCCAAGACAGCCAGGGCUGGCAUCAGCCUUCGCCGGUGUCACGAUGGACGUCUCCCCUUGGAUGGAUUCGUCUUGGCCAAAGUUGUUGAAGACCUGGCUGCACUGUCGCAAUACGCUCCGCCCCCGAUACCAGAAGGCUGGAAAUCGUCCAAAGAUCCAUUUGCUACUGCCGACUCUUCAAAUUAUACAUCAACUGCGGAUGCUGCAAAGGCGUCCACUCUUGACCCGAGAUCUCGAGCGGCUCUUCUGGGAGAGACAGCCCUUCCCGGCAAAUCGAUCUUCGACUUCAUAUCGUCCUCUGCGCGAGACAAAUUAGCCGCUGCGUCUGGGAAUAAAAGUCUCCCUCCUGGUCUUGGCGAACUUCCCGAAGGACAUUCUCCGUUGUCAGAAGAUGAAAAGCGACAGGCAUUAUGGGACCGAGUUCCCAAAUUGGACCAAUCUACUGCGGCAGCUGCUUUGAGCCGUAGCUCAGGUGGUCCGUAUGCAGACGACGAGGCCAAGCGAGGCCGCUACAGAAAGUAUUUGAUGUCCCAGGCGAAUCCUGGGCAAGAUCUCCCGGAUAAAACACCGAGAACAUUUGAUGACGACUAUAUACGAGAAAUGAAUGAAUUCUAUAACUGCGCAAGGAUAUUCAAGCCCAUGACUGGCUUCAUGGCAUCAAGGUUCACUACGUCCAAGACGGUUCUGAGCCCGUCGCAAAAUAGCGGUAAUGGAAGCGAGGAAAAAUCCAACACGGAUUUGUUAUCAAAACCGGAACCAAAAAGCGCAAACCCUGCUGAGGAAGCGGCCAAGAUGGGCAUGUUCGGGCAUAUGACGCGCUCCGUGGAAGAUUUCUAUCCUACGCGUCUCCUAUGUAAGAGGUUUAAUGUUCGUGCGCCGGCACACGUUCGACCAGAUUACGAGGUAGAGAAAAAUGCAUCGGCAUCUAAUACUGCCGACACUUGGAAAAUGCCAGCACAAUGGCCCAUGCCUGAUCCCCAUACCCCUGCUUCAGCAAGUCUGGCGCUGGAGGCAUCUAUCAAGGCCCCUGAAUCUCACGAGACGGCUACGCCUGUACAGCAACCAGUGGAGGUGAAUCCGGAGAAGAAUGACGCUGUGGAGGGAAAAGUGGCUAAUGCAGAUGUGUUAAAGGCAAUUUUUGGAGAUAGUGAUAGCGAGUAG